GAAUUUUGCUGGUACUUGUCAAUGUAAUAGUUAUUGUUUGAUUUGCAAUCUGCCCUUGACCCAUACAAAAUGAUUAGCUGAAGGAUUUCAGAAAAUGAACAGCAAUCUACAAGGGGUGAAACAAAAAUCCUUAUCCCAGAGGUACUUCUGUGAAAAGAAGAAGGCCAAAGAAAGAGAGAAAUGGAACAACAAAGUGGAAUUCAUCCUGUCAGUUGUUGGAGGAAUAAUUGGAUUGGGCAAUGUUUGGAGGUUCCCUUAUCUCUGUUACAAGAAUGGAGGAGGUGCUUUCCUCAUUCCAUAUUUUUUAUUCCUCUUUACCUGUGGAAUUCCAGUGUUUUUCCUUGAAGUUGUACUUGGACAGUAUACAAGUCAAGGUGGAAUAACAGCUUGGAGAAAGAUCUGCCCUCUCUUUGAGGGUAUAGGUUAUGGGACAAUACUCAUUGAUUUAUAUCUGGUUACUUACUACAUCAUUAUUCUGACCUGGUCUACCUUCUACUUGUUCAAUUCAUUCUUUGCUGAGCUGCCGUGGACCCGCUGUGGACAACAGUGGAACACAGAUAACUGUGUGGAAUUUGCUAAGAAUUCCUCUGCUGGCAAUUGGACAAAAGGAGAAAAUGCCACCAUGCCUGUUAUUGAGUUCUGGGAGAAACGUGUACUGAGGUUGUCAGCUGGAAUUGACCAUGUAGGCACUAUCCAUUGGCAGUUAGCACUUUGCCUUCUUUUGAUCUGGAUUAUUUGCUUCUUCUGUAUCUGGAAGGGAGUUAAAUCAACUGGCAAGGUUGUAUACUUUACUGCUACCUUUCCCUAUGUGAUGCUUUCCAUUCUUCUAAUCAGAGGAUUAACAUUGCCAGGUGCUGCUGAUGGAGUUAAGUUCUAUUUGUCCCCUGAUAUUUCCAGGCUAGCUGACCCUCAGGUAUGGAUGGAUGCUGGCACCCAGAUCUUGUUUAGCUUUGCUGUCUGUUUGGGUUCCCUCAUUGCCUUGGGAAGCUACAAUGACUUCAAUAAUAACUGUUAUAGAGAUUGUUUGUUCAUGUGCGCCUUGAAUAGUGGAACCAGCUUCAUAUCUGGAUUUGCCAUCUUUUCUGUCCUGGGAUUUAUGGCACUUGAGGAAGGAGUGCCCAUUUCUGAUGUGGCUACGUCUGGUCCUGGUCUAGCUUUCAUUGUCUAUCCAAAGGCAAUUACAUUGAUACCUUUCCCUCAGCUCUGGGCCUGUUUGUUCUUUAUCAUGAUUAUUCUCCUGGGUCUCGACAGUCAGUUUGUAGGUAUAGAAGCUCUGGCAACAGCCAUAACAGAUAUGUUUCCUGUGAUUUCCCAAAGAAAAUUUUCCAGGAUGAUAAUUAUCAUUGGCAUCUCCACCUUUUCGUUUUCGAUUGGGCUAUUAAUGCUGACAGAGGGUGGAGUAUACAUUUUUCAACUUUUUGAUACCUACGCAGUUAGUGGGACAUCUGUUCUGCUCCUGGCAUUGUUUGAAACAACUUGCGUCAGUUGGGUAUAUGGUGUCAAUCGUAUCUACGACAACAUUGAGGCAAUGAUAGGAUAUAAGCCCUGGUCAUACAUGAAGUGGUGUUGGUUCAUCUUUACUCCUAGCUUCUGCCUUGUAAGCUUCUCAUUUCUUCCAAUUUUAUCCCAAAUAGUUAUCAAAAUAAAAGCAUUUCAGGGUACUUGCAUUUUCUCUCUGAUUAAAUACAGCCCCCUCAAAUACAACAAGACUUAUGUAUAUCCAGUAUGGGGCUAUGCCUUGGGAUGGCUGCUUGCAUUCUCCUCUGUGCUGUGUGUCCCCCUUUGUAUACUUUAUAAGAUCUGCACGACUAAAGGCACUCUGAAAGAGCGCAUUCUUCACCACAUUCAUCCGGCUGAUGACUCAUUGCAGUCCAAGAAAUCGAGGAAAGAUCCACUGCUGUGUGGCAAUCUGAAUUCUGAUCUCAAACUAUCUUCACUCAACACUCAGGAUGGCCUGCUGGAGAAUGUGGCUGUUUGAUGCUGCAGAAAGAGAUGCAGCCACUUUUCAGAGCAAUUCCAGGCUGAAGCAAUGUCAAUAAUUUGAUUCACCUCCUUCAGAGACCCGAUUUCAGUCCUGGCCAGGCAUCAACCUGUCCGUCAUGUGUGUUGUACAAAGAAAUUCACCAAAUAUUCUACACUGGUUUUCCCUGAAUCAAAACAAGUAGAUGUCAGUAGUGCAUUGCAAUCAAUUUAUCCAAUAAACCCACAAAAUUCAUUCUGUGAAAUAUAUAUAUUUCUCUGGUGCGUUGUUGGAAUUAAUUGUACAGAAUGUCAGUUUUGUAGUGAGAAAUCUCAGUCAGCAGAAUUUCAUGUCCUUAGGAAAAUUGCUAAAGCCAGAGGAUUUUCUAAGGCAAUAUUUAAUAAUGUCUUAAUGAAAGUAUAAUCAUCAUAAAAAUCAUCUUGUUCAACGUACAGAAAAAUGUUUGGCGUCAUUCAUGGAAUAAGUUUUGCCCUAGAUUGAGGAGACACGUUCAUUGAUGAGUCUGCUCUGGGAAAAUGAUUGAAUA
Messenger RNA from Stegostoma tigrinum, 2507 nucleotides. Its product is annotated as sodium- and chloride-dependent GABA transporter 2-like. NCBI's taxonomy places the organism in Eukaryota, Metazoa, Chordata, Chondrichthyes, Orectolobiformes, Stegostomatidae. Gene Ontology annotation, cellular component: membrane. The transcript has 15 exons. The coding region runs from base 95 to 1978 and encodes 627 amino acids. Gene Ontology annotation, biological process: sodium ion transmembrane transport. The record is from RefSeq and is a predicted model, not a curated record.